CACGAGGAGUCAGCCUGCACACGGAGCCUGUCCCAGGAACACGACUGGCCUCGGCACGGGCUGCGCAGAAGACUGACACCAUCUCACUAACCCCCUCCCUCUCACUUUCCCUCUCUCUCACUCUUUGCCUGUAGUUAUUUUUAGAUUUCACUGGUUAAAGCUUGUCCCUUCUGGACACUUACACGCACAGGGCAGGCACACACGCUUGCUAUAGAUACUACAACUCAGGCACGGGAGUGAGCCAACAGAUUAUCUUGUUCCACAUCAAGGAAUAAAUUCUGAUUUCUGACAAGAAAAUACUGCCUUUGAGAGGAUGCCCAACGUGCUCAGCCGCAUGGGAUUUUGUUGCUUGCAAAUUUGACUAGGAGACUUUCAACGGAUAGAAAGAGCGGUUUACACAGCAACUUCCUCUUUCCUCGCAUUUCCUUCCAGUUUGCAAGAUCUUGCUUUCUUUCAACAUUUGCUUUAAGCCCGACUCCCAUGCCGUCCGCCAUAAAUGCAGCGGUGGCUCAGCAGACAGCUGCUGGGUCGGUUCCCAGCGCUACUAUUAGCACUACAACUGAAGGUGCGGGUGGGGGCACAGGGGGGAUUUAUUCUGCCAUUAUAAGUCGCAACCAGCCCAUUAUCAAAGUAAAGGAGAAGACCUAUGAAGAGCUUCACAAGAAGUGCCUGGAGAAGAACAUUCUCUAUGAAGAUCCUGAUUUCCCGCCGAAUGAGUCCUCCCUCUUCUAUAGCCAGAAAAUCCCCAUCAAGUUCGAAUGGAAAAGACCACGUGAAAUCUGUGAGAAUCCACGGUUUAUUAUCGGUGGAGCCAACAGAACAGAUAUCUGCCAAGGAGAAUUAGGUGACUGCUGGUUCCUGGCUGCCAUUGCUUGCCUCACACUGAAUAAAAAACUACUCUGUAGAGUCAUACCUCAUGACCAGUCCUUUAUACAAAACUAUGCUGGCAUCUUUCACUUCCAGUUCUGGCGCUAUGGAGACUGGGUGGACGUCAUCAUCGAUGACUGCUUACCGACGUACAACAACCAGCUGGUCUUUACCAAGUCCUCCCAGCGCAACGAGUUCUGGAGUGCCCUCCUGGAAAAGGCCUAUGCAAAACUCCAUGGGUCAUACGAAGCUUUGAAAGGAGGCAACACCACUGAAGCCAUGGAGGACUUCACUGGAGGAGUCACAGAGUUCUAUGAGAUAAAGGAUGCCCCUAAGGACAUCUAUAAAAUCAUGAAACAUGCCAUUGACAGAGGAUCCCUCAUGGCCAGCUCCAUUGAUGAUAACCUAGGCUUUUCCUACGGAUCAGCUCCUCGGAGCGACAUUGGAGAACUGAUUGCUCGAAUGGUGAAGAAUCUAGAAAACGCACAGAUGACUCACUCCACUGUAGACUACCAGGGGACGGAUGAGAGGCCAGCCUGGACCAUAAUGCCAAUGCAGUAUGAAACCCGGAUGUCUUGCGGGCUCGUCAAAGGUCAUGCCUACUCCGUCACGGCCGUGGAAGAGACAACAUUUAAAGGGGAAAAAAUACGUCUGGUGAGGCUGAGAAAUCCCUGGGGGCAGGUGGAAUGGAACGGACCUUGGAGUGACAAGUCAGAGGAGUGGAACUUCAUUGACAAAGAAGAGAAAAUCCGCCUGCAGCACAAGAUUGUGGAGGAUGGGGAGUUCUGGAUAUCAUUUGGAGAUUUCAUGAGGCACUUCACAAAACUCGAGAUCUGUAACCUCACACCUGAUACUCUGGAAGCCGAUAAACUCCAAACCUGGACUGUGUCAGUCAACGAAGGGCGCUGGGUGAGAGGCUGCUCAGCUGGGGGUUGCCGCAAUUAUCCAGAUACAUUUUGGACCAAUCCCCAGUAUCGCUUGAAGCUCCUGGAGGAAGAUGAUGAUCCUGAGGAUGAACAGGUUGUCUGCAGCUUCCUCGUCGCACUGAUGCAGAAAAAUAGGAGGAAAGAACGCAAGCUGGGAGCCAACCUGUACACCAUUGGCUUUGCUAUCUACGAGGUGCCCAAAGAGAUGCAUGGUACUAAGCACCACUUGCAAAAGGAUUUUUUCCUCUACAAUGCCUCCAAAGCUAGAAGUAAGACCUAUAUAAACAUGCGAGAAAUCUCUGAGCGCUUCCGGUUACCUCCCAGCGAGUACGUCAUCAUCCCAUCAACAUACGAACCCCACCAGGAGGGAGAAUUCAUCCUAAGGGUCUUCUCAGAGAAAAGAAGUCUUUCAGAGGAGGUUGAAAACAUGAUUGAGGCAGAGCGUCCAUCAAAGAAGAAAAAGGGCAAGCCUAUCAUCUUUGUUUCCGACAGAGCAAACAGCAAUAAGGAGCUGACAGCAGAUGAAGAUGCUGGCAAAGACGGUGAAAAAACCCACAUAGAUGAGAAAAAGCGUCCUUCAGCAAAGGCUCGUGAGAGGAGCGAAGAGGAACAACAGUUCAGGAAUAUUUUCCGACAGAUUGCAGGGGAUGACAUGGAGAUCAACGCUGAAGAACUCAGGAACGUUCUCAAUAAUGUUGUAAAAAAACAUAAGGACCUAAAGACAGAAGGAUUUGAACUGGAAUCCUGCCGCAGCAUGAUUGCUUUAAUGGACACAGAUGGCUCAGGGAAGAUAAACUUUGAUGAGUUUCGACAUCUCUGGGACAAGAUUAAAAGCUGGCAGAAAAUCUUCAAGCAUUAUGACACGGAUCAUUCAGGAACUAUUAACAGCUACGAGAUGCGCAAUGCAGUCAAGGAUGCAGGGUUUCGGCUGAACAACCAGCUCUACGACAUCAUCACCAUGCGCUACGCCGACAAGAACAUGAACAUCGACUUUGACAGCUUCAUCUGCUGCUUCGUGCGCCUGGACGCCAUGUUCAGGGCAUUCCACGCCUUUGAUAAAGACGGAGACGGCAUCAUUAAGCUCAACGUCCUGGAGUGGCUGCAGCUCACGAUGUAUGCGUAAGACCAGAGCCAGCGGCCACCUUCAUCAAGAACACACUCAAGACUUCUGUUCUGUGUAACUAGCUCCAUUCAUCCCAAAGUGCAAACAAGAGCACUUCCUAAUUACAUGUUUUGCUUGCCGAGGGAAACAGCGCAUGGGAAGAAGCCUUUGGAAAAAGAGACAACCAUACCCCAGUACGCAGACCAGUGCGCAUAUUCUGUAACUACUUUUAUAACUUCCUGACAUUUUCCUUUGGGCAACAAGGACUAAUUUAUUGAUGACUGAAUUAAGCUUUUUCUGCAUGGUAAAUACAUGGAGCGUGCAUCGUUGUUCUGCUUAUGCUGACAACUGGAAAAGUCUUCCCUCAAGUCAGGCAAAACUGGGACUGUAUCUAAACUGUGAAAGUCAGAGGUGUUUACUACCACCUGUAAUUAGUCAUUAACUCUUUGUCCUGCUUUUGAUACUAUAAUUUCAGCCUCUCCACAAUGGUGACUGAAUGUUUCAUAUGAGAUUAUGCUAGAUCACAUUACUACUGCACAUCUCAAUCAUGUUGUCAUAGAUGUGGCUGUGGAGGUGGUUCUCUGCUACGCUAGAACCAUGGAAGUAAGGCACAACAGACUGCAAUCCCUAGGUACAGCUUGGUCUAGUGCCUCAGCAAAAGUAUCAGAACUGUGCAAUUUGCUUUUAUUUUGAGUACCCCCAUUGUAUCUUAAUUACACACUGGACAUUUUAAAUGUUUUUUAUUGUAACUGCAUUCUCUGUAACGUUGAGAAAGUUGUUUCCCAUUUGAGACAGAAAACCUCUUAUACAUACAAAUUUAUGUAUCUACACACACUUUCCCCCCCACCACACACACACACAGGUCAGGGUUCUAUUUCCUGACAGUAUUGUGUAUUUUUUUAUUGUAAGAGGUGACUUGUAGCAGAAUCAGACACUAUGUUAGCAUGACCACAUUAGGAAUAUUAUUCGAAUGUGUGAGUAUAAUUAGUUUAAUUGCGCUGAAAAUAAAACCAACUGGAUUUUGGCCUAA
Messenger RNA from Aquila chrysaetos chrysaetos, 3925 nucleotides. RefSeq names its product calpain 3 (gene CAPN3). NCBI's taxonomy places the organism in Eukaryota, Metazoa, Chordata, Aves, Accipitriformes, Accipitridae. Bases 481 to 2916 code for a protein of 811 amino acids. Gene Ontology annotation, molecular function: calcium ion binding; calcium-dependent cysteine-type endopeptidase activity. Gene Ontology annotation, biological process: proteolysis; negative regulation of apoptotic process. The record is from RefSeq and is a predicted model, not a curated record. The transcript is spliced from 24 exons. Gene Ontology annotation, cellular component: cytoplasm.